Messenger RNA from Papaver somniferum (opium poppy), 4114 nucleotides. RefSeq lists its product as uncharacterized. The coding region runs from base 2905 to 3945 and encodes 346 amino acids. NCBI's taxonomy places the organism in Eukaryota, Viridiplantae, Streptophyta, Magnoliopsida, Ranunculales, Papaveraceae. The transcript has 2 exons. The record is from RefSeq and is a predicted model, not a curated record.
GCUCUUUAUCUUCCUUUUACACAACGAGGAAGAGGGGAGUUUAUCCAAUGUAUGAGGUUUUCCUCUUUUUUCGAAGAAAAAACAGAAAAAAUCUACCGAAGCUUUACAAAACCUAUUCUCAUUCUCCUUCCCUCCCUCUCCAUCCUUAGUUAUUGCUCUAACAUAACAACUUCACAGGUCACAUGUAUCACGAAAUCGAUAGAAGAAAUGACCUAACAACAACUAUGCAGCAUCCUUUAAUGGAAACAUUAAUAUGGAUGAAGAUGACUCCUGCUGAUGUUUCAUUUUGUUAGAAAAUAGUUGGUUUAUAAUUGAGCAUCUGUGUUAGAUUUGAUUGAUAAUUUCGAUGGUGAUGUUAAUGAGUUUUCGAUUGAAUCGGUGAAUUUAUAUGGAUUUUUUAAUUUAAUAAGCAUCAGAUCUGAGAAUUCUAAUGUUAUGUCUUUUGUUUCAAAAUUGGUAUGAAAAAAUUGACAUGAAUUGAAACUGAAGGAGGUGAUAAUGAAAUCAGGAUUGGUAUGAAUGUUGUCGUUGGAAAAAUUGGUGUCAAUGAAUCGAAAGUGGUGGUGUUGCUGUUUAUGGUAGUGGUGGUAGAGGUGGAGGAGAAGGGUGGUGGUCGGUGUUACUGGUCACGAUGGUGCUGGUGCUUUUAUGUAAUGGUGGUGACGGUGUUGUUGGAGAGUUAAAAGGAGGCAUGUCGAAGAAGAUCAAAUGAAAAGUCGAUUGUUUGAGUGAGUAAAACCUAAAAAGAAGUCCGUUAAUAUUGAUAUGGCCGGAUUCGAACCAGGCACCAAACAACGUUUCAGAGAUAUUAGAAAACACGGAAGAAUAGCAUGUUACGAUCAUAGCCUUCUUAGUUCUGCGUUAUUACGAUCUCCCAUGAAAAAACUGGAAAACACGGAAGGGUAGAGUUGGAAGAAAAAAAACGACACCAAAAUUUCUGUCAAUAAGAGAAAGUCUUAUGGUGGAAUCCAUCCAUCUUCCACGCCACCUCAGCACUUGGAACUGUGGAUGGAAGUGCAAGUGUAAUGGUGGAACACAGAAAACGCUAAUAAGAAUAGCGUAAAACGCGAAUAAUAAUAGCGCAAUGAAAACGCUAUUAAAAAUAGCGCUGGACUCAAGUCAACAGUCAAAACGCUAUUCUUAAUAGCGCCAAACGCAAUUGUUAAUGGCGCUAAGAAAACGCGGUUGUUAAUAGCGCUUUUUGAUUCUUAUAUCCAGUAACACCAUCGACCCCUUCUUCUUCUUCCUCAGUUCAUCUUCAACUCAUCAAAAAAAAAAGGAAAACCAAACCUAAAAAACCCCCUUGUUGAUUUCUGGCAUGAUGGUUCAAAUCAAUGAAAUUGCUUCAAAGGGUUUGUUCUCUGCUUCAUAAGGAAUCGAAGCAUACUUAAAUUUCUCAAUUUGAUUGAGAAUCCAAAGAGAGAUUAUGGAUAUGGAUGUGUGUAUGAUCUUGAUUUCAAAAGAAUCGGAUGAGAAACAUAUUUCUACAAGUAUAGACCCACUUGAUACACAACAUGAUAUCACGUUUAAAAAUAAUCUAGAAGACCUUGAGGAUUUAUAUAAUCGUGUGGUGGUUCAUGAAAGUGCUAGUCAAGUUCUUCAAAAUUCCGGCCUUGCUAGAUUUUUUGAAAUUAGAAUUAAGAGAGCUGAUCAACAACUAGCUUAUGCAAUCAUAGAGAUGUGGUGGUAUAACACAAAUUCGUUUCAUUUCCCAAACUUUGAAAUUGGUUUCACCCCGUUAGAUUUUGUUCACUUAACCGGAAUUCCUAUUGGAAAUGGUCGUAGAAGAUUGGAACACGCCGCUACAAGUAAAUGGAAAAAUAUAGAAAAUCAAAAACUAGAGGAUACCUACUUUAGACCUAUGCAUGGGUAUGCAUACUACAACAAGCACUCACCUGAAUUUCCUAUUAGUUGCCUCGCAAACUAUAUCAAGGACAAUCCAAUUAAUGAUGAAAAUUGAGAGAUUGUGAUUCGAUACUUCUUAUUAUGGGUGAUUUCAAAAGUUUUAAUGGCACGUACCACUACAAGAGCAAGCAAAGGUUGGAUCGCUUCCUUGUGUGAUUUGAAUGCGAUUGGUAAUUAUGAUUGGGGUUCGGCUUGUUUUAGUCACUUGUAUAGUAACAUGAGUGCGGUUGCUAGAGGUGGAAAAAACAUGUGUGGAAUGGCGAUGGUUUUAGAAUAUUGGUUUUACAUAUAUUUUCGUACUUUGACGCCUUUUCUCCAAGAAGGUGUACCGACUGAUGUAUGGCCUGCAGUUAUGAUAUUUAAGAAAAAUAGUCUAGUGAAGUUGCAAAGGGGUACUUCCAAACACUCUCUUAAUACAGCUCGCCAACAAAUUGAGUUGAGGACAAUUGUUGGAACGGAAUGUCAACCAUGAUCUACUACUAUGUAUAGAGAUCAUCCUGAUAUAGUGCAUGCUCGUGAAAUCUCCAAUCAAAGAGUGGCUUUCUAUAAUCCGGAAAGCGAAACUAGUAUCAUGUAUCUUGGUGAACAGUUUUUAUGGCAAACAAGGGGAUUUAUAACAAUUCCAAGAAGUCCACGUGAACGUUUGGAAGACCUUGCUACCUCUCAUGAUCCUAUUGAUGUGUUUGAAGGACGAGACUAUAAGCAUGUUGAUGAGAGCAUGUAUGUGUGGUGGUGGAAGCAACAAUCUAUUGGAUUUUUGCUCCCAGAAAUAUAUCGUCAAGAAAACAGAGAUGAAGUUGGAGCUGCAAGUACUCAAGAUCCGACAUUUCUGGUGAAUCAGGUCCCCCCAAUACAUCCAUCACGGUAUAAGUAUGAUAACGUCUCACAAGCUUCACCUGAAUUUCCAAGAGUUUCUUUCUGUACGGUAGGAAUACUGCCUACACCUAGCCUUUUGAUUUUCAAGUUGAUUGCACCGGAAAACUUGGUCACUCUCCCCACAUGAAGAUGUAUCCCGUAAUGAAAUGUUUGUGUAAAGGUAUAGCCGUUGAUAGCACAUAUGAUUAUGUCCGUAUGGGAGCGCCAACCGUCUAUAUGUAUGUGAAGAGGUUUACCAGGGUAAUUGUUCGCCGCUUUGGUCCAAGGUACAUGCGACUUCCUACAAGAGAAGACACAGAAAGAUUAUUGGCAGAAAAUGCGGCUAGAGGGUUUCCUGGAAUGCUUGGAAGUGUUGAUUGUAUGCAUUUUUGGUGGAAGAAUUGUCCAACAACAUGGGCAGGUACGUUACGUGGGCAUGAGAAAAAACCUACCAUGAUCUUAGAAGUCGUGGCAUCAUAUGAUCGGUGGUUUUGGCAUGGUUUCUUUGGAACGCCAGGGUCGAACAACGACUUGAACGUCUUGGCUCAAUCUCCACUUUUUAAUAAGAUGGUUAAUGGUUUAGCAACUCCUUGUAAUUACCGCAUCAAUGGCCACAGCUACGACAAGGGUUACUGCUUGGCGGAUAAUAUAUAUCCACGAUUGUCUUGUAUUGUGCAGUCAUUCAAAAUUCUUCUUCCAAAUCAUCCAGCUAAUUCGUUGUUCAAUAAAUACCAACAAGCGAAGAGAAAGGAUGUUGAAAGGGCUUUUGGAACUCUCCAAAACAAGUUCCAAAUAACUAAAAAGCCAGCAUUUUACUGGGAUAAGAAGGAUAUAAACUUUAUUAUUAAGGCUUGUUUGAUUUUGCAUAACAUGGUCAUUGAGAAUGAAAGGCGUAACUUAGAUUGGGCUCAAGUCGUGAACCAACCAAUACGACAGGUUACUGGAAUACCGAGGUCAUACCACGAGUUAAGGAAUGAUGAGGCAUAUCUCCAACUCCGUAAUGAUCUUGGUCAACACAUUUGGAUACGACAUGGAUCAGGUCUCAGAGACGGUGAAAUGCCACCAGAAUCUCCCCUCCACCACCAGAUGAUCUUGAGGGUUCGGAUGGCGAAUUCGAUCCUACCGAUGUUUACCCAGCAGAACAGCUUUAGUUGCUGCACUUGGUUGCAAUCCUAUGAUUUCUAGAUUUUAAAAUUAAGAAAUAUUAAGAUUUUCAUUGUAUUAUUUAUGGUUUUUAUUGUUUUCAAAAGAGAAGAAAAAAAAACUAAGUAUGGAACUUGAGGAAUUGGCUUAGGUUCUGGAUGUUUUUCAAGAAAAGCGCUAAUAAGAAUUGCGUUUGGCGCUAUUAAGAAUA